CUGUCUGUCGGAGCUCCUCCUAGUCAUUCAGUAAGGGGCAGGGAUGCAGGACUAUGCCUGGGGCUGGAGCCUGCAGGAAACAGGGCUGGGAGAGGGUCUGCAUGCCCUAGGGUCUGGAGGAGCCUGCCACCUCCCAAAAACUUCUCUGCGCAGGGCUGAAUUCUGGGACUCCUUUCACCUCCCCCUCCAUCUCCUGAAAAGGCCCCUGAAUCCCUCCUUCUCUCUGAAACCCCUUCUCCCUCUGAACCCUUCUCACCAGCUCCCUCCUCCUCCCUAUUCACAAAUACUAGAUAGCACCUCCGUCGUGCCCGACUUUUCCUAUGCAUGAGUUCACUUCAUCCCUGGAAGGAAACUGAGCCUCAGAAAAGGUAGGCAGCUUGCCAGAGGACAGCUAGAGUAGGGGAGGCUGGGUUUGAACUUAGGCAGUCUGUGUCCCAUGGCGGCUGUUAAGAAGCAGUUCCUUGGUGCCCAUUUAAUCAGAUUCCUGUAGGCCUUUUGGGGGUGAGUUGUAUAAGCUCUUUAUAUAUUUUGCAUAUUAACUCCUUAUUGGAUAUAUCAUUUACAAACAUCUUCUCCCAUUUAAGACCCUGUCCACUUAGAGCUUAAAAGCCAGGGGGCAGCCACGGAGGAGGGAAGGCCUCGGGGCACCCCAAGCAAGCAGCAAACUGACCCGAGGGUGAACAGAGGUCAUUGGAGCUGAGUUUUCUGAACUAAAAGUAACUUGGAGUUGAGAGGGGUCUGAAAAAAUUCCAAUCUUAAAUAGCCCCCUGUAUGGGGUCCCCGUUAUGCACCAAGCACUGUGUUCAGGGCUGUGGGGGAGGCCCACAUUCCAAGAUAGGGGGCGGGAGGAUGGAUGAAAAAAUCCUCACCUGCUGCCCAGCCUCCUCCUCAGGAAACUGAGGCUGAUGUCCAAGGUCACCAGCUGGCAAGCGGUGGGGCUGGGAUUUGAAUCCGGGCAGUCUGGCUGGGAAGUUGAGGGAACCCCAUCCUCCUCAUCACUAUGACUCUGCCCCCCAGAAAAAUGAAAAGAUUGUCUGACACACUUAAAAUUCCCACUUAGAUGUAAUUAUUAUGCUUGGAUUUAAUCCUAUGAAAUGCUCCCCCCCAACCUUGGAGCCUUACAGGUGAGUCUGUAUCGGGGCUGUAACUGUAGAGGGGCCAGAAUUGAGUGCUUGCUGGCAUGUGGCAUGGGGAAACAGAGGGUGGGGAGCACGAAAAAGCCCCGUGACAGGUGCACACAAAGGACAGUACUUCCAGCCUCUGGUCAACGCUGAUCGCUGAUCGCCGAUUGGGCACCCAGCUUCACGCUGGCUCAGAGUUUUAGUUUCCACAACAAAGGGUGUAGCAGUCUGGGCUACUUGACCUCUUUCAAAUUCCAAACCCCGUUUGACAAAUGAAAGACAGAAACCCUAGAAAAAUGCAUAGACAUGAAAAAAAUUAUAUAUACUUUCUAUGGGGGGUGGGUGUCCUUCAAUCCCAGGUGCAAGCCUUUGGGAGAUAGUGUGGGGCUCUCUUUAGGCCUUGAGGACAGAGAGACACACAGGUUUAAGUCCUGACUGCCUCCAUGUACUAGCUCUACGACCUUGUUACAGGGCUUUAACCUCUCUGAGCCUUAUUCUUCUUAAUAAUAAAAUGGGUAAUUAGACCCAUCUCACACGCGGUGGUAAGAACCAACCGAGAACCUGCAGGAAGGGCUUUAGCCAGGCCAACACCAUAGUGAGCCAUCAGUAGGCGAGGAGUCCCAGUAUUUAAGGAAAUAUUUCUCCAAGUGUGGCCCACGGACCACGUGGAUCAGAAUCCCACGGGAGAACUCGUUAAACGCAGGGUACUGGGCUUCUUGCCCAGAAAGUCUUUUUCUGCAGGUCUGGUAUGGAAGCAAGGAAUGUACAUUUUAAACUAGUCUCUGCCUUCCAAUUCUGAUGGGAUUAGUCUAAGAAGCACUGUGGCUUUACAAUCUGUACAGCCCAGGUGCUGAAAAGAGACCUGUAAGUUCCCCAUAGCCUGGGAGGAACAGAGAACAGGUGCACGGGUGGCGCCGGGGCCCCUCCACGGGGACGGACAGAUCGCCGGCUACCCUCCCCGUACCCUCCAGUGGGUCUUGGCGUCCCACCGUGCCUCUAACUGCCCCCUCUGAGCGGCGCGACGCCCUCGAGCCAGGCUACCACAGGGGAGGGCGAAAGAAUAGGGCCUCCCGGGCAGUGGGACAGAAAGGAAAGCGAAACUCGCCCAUCCAGAACUUUCGGUUUCGCCGCCUCCGCGCUCCAUCCAGGUGGCUUCGCUAUUCCCUGUCGCGCCGGGGUCCCAGCGGCCGCGCGGCCCAGACCCGGCCACCGGCGCCCUGCGUCCCGGGUGGCCGGCGACCCCUGGCGGAGGGAGGAAGGGAAGGUCCCCGACGGCAGGCCACCGAUGGCGGGGGCCGGGGAUCCCCUGCGCCUCCGCGACUGGCUGGUGGCGCAGAUCGAGAGCGGGCGCUACGCGGGGUUGCGCUGGGAGGACGCAGGCAAGACCCUCUUCCGCAUCCCCUGGAAGCACGCGGCCCGGCAGGGCUACCGGGCGCAGCAGGACGCGGCGCUCUUCAGGGCCUGGGCCAUACACAAGGGCAAGCACCUAGAGGGCAUUGAUAAGGAAGACCCCCCCACCUGGAAGACCCGGCUCCGCUGUGCCCUCAACAAGAGUGCUGACUUCCGGGAGGUGCGCGAGCGCCACCAACUGGACAGCCCCGACCCCUACAAGGUCUACCGGAUCGUGGCCGACCGUGCCGGUGGCCCAGUUGCCAGAGCUCGUGCUCCCCCUGAAAAGAAGAACAUUCUUCGGAGCCAGCAGGAACCCCCUGGAGAAGUGACGGAGCUGGCCUGCAGGACAGACCAGGAUGGGUCCAGAUCAAACACAGAGGAUAAAGACAAGGAGCAACCGCCCAGACUGGCCCAGCAGGGCUCCCUGCCACCCGCUGCCUGGCUCCCAGCCCCUCUGGCUGACCACAGGUACCAUGGACAGGACCCUGCACACCACUGGAGCCCCUUGCCCUCUGAGGACUUCAGCAACCCUGGUAAGGAGUCUCAAGGCCCUCCCAAUUACCAUUAUUUAAUCCGGAGGAAGCACCCACAGUUCCCGAGGCGGGGCCCGGCAGGACCUGGUGUCCCCUGCCCGGUUGAGGGGGUGGUCGGUGCUGGGGCCUCCAACGCCCCGCGCGCUCCCUCUCCCCGCCCCGCAGACUGCUGGCUGCACGUGCGGCUGUUCUACGGCGCCACGCUGGUGCGCGAAGCCACCGCGCGCACUGCCGAGGGCUGCCGCCUGAGCCCUGGGCCGGUCCCAGCGGCCGAGCGCCUGCUGGGGCCGCCACCGCGCGUCGCGCAGGUCCGCUUCCCCGAGCCGCCGCCCGGCGCCCGCGAGCUGCAGCACUUGCUGCGGCACCUGGAGCGGGGCGUGCUGCUGUGGGUGGCGCCCGAGGGCGUGUUCGCCAAGCGCCUGUGCCGGGGCCGCGUAUACUGGCGCGGCCCGCUCGCCCCGCACCGCGCGCGGCCCAACAAGCUGGAGCGCGAGCGCACCUGCCAGCUGCUCGACACGCGCCGCUUCCUCGAGGAAUUGCGUGCCCACCUGCAGGACGGUCGCCAGGAGCCCGAGUACCAAAUCCAUCUGUGCUUUGGCGAGGAGUACCCAGGGCCCCCAGAGCAGCCCGAGGAGCGGCUCAUCAUGGCCCACGUGGAGCCAGUCUUCGCCCGAGAGCUCUUCCUGCGCUCAAAGUGCCACUACCGUGGUGCCCCAGCGGCGGCAGGUGCCCAGCCCAGCAUCUCCGAUGGUGUCACUCCUCUGCUGAUGCAGCUGAGCCAGCAAUAAAGGGUCACUUCCUCCUCUCCUACCAUCCGAAGUCACACCCCCUCCGAGGGUGUGGACCCCCCCCCAGACCUGCCCAAACUGCUGGUGGACUUGGGGCUGCCCCCCACCCAUCGCCCAAGUCCGUGGGGACAGCGGAAGCAGAUCCUCU
Molecule: messenger RNA, 3982 nt
Organism: Ailuropoda melanoleuca (giant panda)
Lineage: Eukaryota; Metazoa; Chordata; Mammalia; Carnivora; Ursidae
Product: interferon regulatory factor 4-like
Exons: 9
Coding region: 2407-3834 (475 amino acids)
Biological process (GO): immune system process; regulation of transcription by RNA polymerase II
Cellular component (GO): nucleus
Molecular function (GO): RNA polymerase II cis-regulatory region sequence-specific DNA binding; protein binding; DNA-binding transcription factor activity, RNA polymerase II-specific
Source: RefSeq, a predicted model, not a curated record